This is a messenger RNA of Propithecus coquereli (Coquerel's sifaka), 1375 nucleotides long. RefSeq names its product ubiquitin-conjugating enzyme E2F (putative) (gene UBE2F). The record is from RefSeq and is a predicted model, not a curated record. The coding region runs from base 197 to 658 and encodes 153 amino acids. Gene Ontology annotation, biological process: protein neddylation. Gene Ontology annotation, cellular component: nucleus. The transcript is spliced from 8 exons. NCBI's taxonomy places the organism in Eukaryota, Metazoa, Chordata, Mammalia, Primates, Indriidae. Gene Ontology annotation, molecular function: NEDD8 transferase activity.
AAAGCGCCCGCUGCAGUCUCGGCCGCAGCGGGCGAGAGCAGCCGAGUCCCCGCCCUGCCACUUCCGGUCCCGCCGCCGGGAGCCGGUGCGGCUGUGAGGGGCCGCGUCUCGCCGCCGCCGCCGCCCGGCCGGGCAUGGUGUUGGGCGCCGGGCCCGCCUCGCCUGUCUCCGGGUGCCCAGGGUAAAGGUGGCAGUAAUGCUAACGCUAGCAAGCAAACUGAAGCGCGAUGACGGUCUCAAAGGGUCCCGGACGUCAGCCACAGCGUCCGACUCCACUCGGAGAGUUUCUGUGAGAGACAAGUUGCUUGUUAAAGAUGAGGGUUACUACCAGGGUGGAAAAUUUCAGUUUGAAACUGAAGUUCCCGAUGCCUACAACAUGGUGCCUCCCAAAGUGAAAUGCUUGACCAGGAUUUGGCACCCCAACAUCACAGAGACAGGUGAAAUUUGUCUAAGUUUACUGAGGGAACACUCGAUUGACGGCACUGGCUGGGCUCCCACAAGAACACUGAAGGAUGUUGUUUGGGGAUUAAACUCUUUGUUUACUGAUCUUUUGAAUUUUGAUGAUCCACUGAAUAUUGAAGCUGCAGAACAUCAUUUGCGGGACAAGGAGGACUUCCGGAACAAAGUGGACGACUACAUCAAGCGUUACGCCAGAUGAUGAAGGGGAAGCUUGCAGGCCCACGGACUGUGUUACAGUUUGUCUCUAACGUGAAACAGCAAGAGGUAGCCCCACCUCUUCCCCGUCCUCACGCUCCCUCUCAGUCCCACUGGAUUGUCCCAGCCCUGUGACCAUGUUGUCCUGAAGAAGACCAUCUUCAUGACUGCCCGUUGUAGAUGGAGAAUUCCACAUAAAUACAGCAAGAACGUGUAUUUGGGUUUCUAAAGAGUUGUCUGCUUACCUUAACAUGUUUACUUUUUUGAAAUUGUACUGUAUAGGCUGUUGGUGAAAUUCUUGAGAAGUUGUAAUGAACUCAAAAUUGAGGCUAGAGCUUGCUUACCCUUUCCCCAAACAAAAUUGGUUUCCUGCACAAGUGACGCUAAUGAUGUGUUCAGUGUAACUCGCAGAUUGGCAAUAAGAAACCCGCUACAAACUGUGAUUGGAGGCAAAUUCUCUUAGCUUCUUCCACGAAUGUUGGCCCUGCCUAGACAUUGUGAAGCCUUCCAGAAUGCAUAGAGUCAUUCACUGUAGAUCUCUUAUUGAAAUGCGUAUUUUAUUUAAUGUAAGUAUAUUUUGGAACAGAUUUGUAAUUUGUACAAUUUAAUGCUUUAAUUAUUUUUUCUAUUCUCAUUUAGUUUGUAUUUUCAUUGUAUAGAGCAGACAGAAAGAUGUUGGGUCAAUCAACUAUUGAAGAGAAAUACAAAGAAACUAUGAAAG